Molecule: messenger RNA, 1182 nt
Organism: Chanos chanos (milkfish)
Lineage: Eukaryota; Metazoa; Chordata; Actinopteri; Gonorynchiformes; Chanidae
Product: LHFPL tetraspan subfamily member 3 protein
Exons: 4
Coding region: 1-684 (227 amino acids)
Biological process (GO): sensory perception of sound
Cellular component (GO): plasma membrane
Source: RefSeq, a predicted model, not a curated record
AUGGUACCUGGGGCACCUGCAGCCAUGCUCCCAGCCUCAGAAGCUGCGAAAAUUUAUCAAACAAACUACAUUAGAAACUCGCGUGCCAUUGGAGUCCUCUGGGCAAUAUUCACUGUCUUGUUUGCUAUCGUUAGCGUAGUAUGUUUUAUUCAGCCUUACUGGAUUGGAGACGGCGUUGAUACGCCGCAGGCCGGUUACUUUGGCCUUUUUCACUACUGCAUUGGAAACGGACUCUCCCGGGAACUCACUUGUCAAGGCAGCUUCACCGAGUUCGGCUCCAUACCCUCGAGUGCCUUCAAAGCUGCGUCUUUCUUCGUCGGGACUGCCAUGGUCCUCGUGCUGUCCUGUAUCGGCUGUUUCGCGCUCUUCUUCUUCUGUAGCACCCUGACCGUCUAUAAAAUUUGCGGGUGGAUGCAACUAGCCUCCGGUGUGUGUCUGGUGCUGGGCUGUAUGAUUUACCCUGACGGCUGGGAUGCAGACGAGGUGAGACGACUGUGUGGAGAACAGACAGAUAAAUACACCAUAGGGGCAUGCUCAGUGCGCUGGGCUUACAUCCUGGCCAUCAUGGGGAUCCUGGAUGCCUUCAUCCUCUCCUUCCUGGCCUUCGUGCUGGGGAACCGGCAGGACAGUCUGAUGGCCGAGGAGCUCCUGGCAGAGAGCAAGGCAGAGGGUGGAAAUGCUUAGCAAAUUUUGAGGCUACAGGCUGCUAGCAAUGAAGCCAAGAUCUCCCAUUCAACAAGACCCCUCCAGACUCCAUCCACAGCGUCCUGUCAACAAGCUAACGAUGAACCAACACAUGCAAACUCAGUUGUAUCUAUGUUAUAGUUUUGUGCGCGCGCACACGCACACACACACACACACACACACAAACAGAAGCUCUCCUCUUUGGUAUGUACACUCUCAAAUUGCACUUGUAUAUGAAAUUUAGACCUAAAGUGGCACAUUGCACCAAGAACAAGAUUCAUAUCAUUAAAACACUUAAAAGAAUAAUGAUCGAAUUCAUUUUAGUGCUGCUUUACCUAUAGGACUUUCAUGAUUUGUUUAGUGUGUCUGUGUUUUGUAUUUAGAACUUAAAGAAAAUUAGUAGAAAAACCCUGAGUCAAAUCUUUUCUAGAACAUUCUAGAGGCAUUUCUCCAUUGAUCCACAAUGUAAGCAAGUACCUACCAGUGUUUUUAAUAUGU